This is a messenger RNA of Nerophis ophidion (straightnose pipefish), 1654 nucleotides long. Its product is annotated as nucleoporin NUP42-like. Gene Ontology annotation, molecular function: nuclear export signal receptor activity. Bases 762 to 1493 code for a protein of 243 amino acids. Gene Ontology annotation, cellular component: nuclear envelope. Lineage: Eukaryota; Metazoa; Chordata; Actinopteri; Syngnathiformes; Syngnathidae. The record is from RefSeq and is a predicted model, not a curated record. The transcript has 9 exons.
CGACACUUUAGCGCAUGCGCGGUCUGAUAGAGUUGACAGGUAGAUAGUGGAGCAAGUAGGAGCGACAAGACAAGCUGACGGUUAAGUUUAAAGCCAUAAAAAGAGAAAUCAUGACGGUCUGUGAGUAUUUCAUGCAAGGACGUUGUCAAUAUGGUGUUAAAUGCUGGAACGAGCACCCGGUUGGAGGAGGAGGAAGAGGCUAUAACCGCUCUACCUCUCAACAGCACUCCAGAGGAGAUACAGCUUCACCUGUUGGGACGUACACACAGCGUGGAAAUCAAAUGAAGGCCCACCCAAGCAGGCCAGUUGCCACGCUAAUGCGGGGAACGCCAAGGUUCGCUGUUUGCUCGCUCUGUCCACUGCCGUCACGUUAUUCUCAUGAGCAAAUUGCAAAACACCUUGGCCUCACGGGCGUCUCUGACGGGCUUUUUACACUUUUCAGACGCCGCUGAAAUGAGAAUGGCCGGCGGCUUUUCUUCCGGCAGCUUCUUUGCCGGCGGAAGCGUCUUCAUGGACUUUUGAGGCAUGAAGGCUGGCGGAUUUUCGGGGUGGCUGGUGAGGGCAUAGAAACAAGGUUCCGGUGAAUCCCUCUCACCAAAAAGGAGGACAUAGCCAGCAAGUGUCCUCCCGUUGUUUCAACCGUGGGCAUCAACCGCGGGGACGAUGAACAGGUUGGAAGAGGAGGAGAAGGAGACAGAGGACCAGCACCGGGUGAAGAAGAUGAAGAGCAAAAACUGGAGAUCAUUCAGACUCAGAGUGACAUGAUGGUUUGGGAGAGCUCAGACCAGUCAAGCUUUUCCUGUUCUAGCGGCUCCAAGGCACUGUUUUCUGGGUUUACAGACAUAUCUCCAGAAGAGCAGAGGUUUGAAUAUUACUCCACCAAGAGUUACCUCGAUGGCAUCAGCUGGUUGCUCAUUCAGUGGGGAGACCGAAUGAAUCAAUCUACUCGUGCAGCUUUGAUUGCAGAACUAAGAUAUCCAGCGCCUCGGACCUCGUCAAGUGGCUUUGGCUCAGCACCUGCUGGAUGUGGCAAUAAAGGGUUUGAGGCCGAACCACCAGCCCAAGCAACUAAUAUCAGUUUAGCUUCUCCAGCGAGUGGAUUAGGCUCUCCACUGGCCCCAACAUCUCCUACAGGUUUCAGCGGCGCCAUCCCAGCUGUGACACAACCGCCCUCCGGGUCUGACGCCACGCCGUCUACAAGUUCCGAUGCCCCUCCAGGUUCCCCCUUCCCCCGCUCGUCUGGCGAAAAUCUUGCGGCUCCAUCUUCGGGGACAGGUUCCUCCUCCGCAGCCGAGACCAACAAAGCGAUGGAGAAGUCCGGCGCACCUGCAGGAAAUUUGCCAGGACAGGUGCGUGCGGUGGAAACCUCAGGCGGUCUUUACUCCCUUGACAGCGAGCUAACCCAGGAGGAGAUAGAUCAGUUCAAAGCACAAAUGUUCACUUUGGGUCUGAUUCCUCUGAAGCUGCCUCCUGCUGCAAUGCUUGCCAUUUAAUGCUUAAAUGUAUUUAUUUAUUUUUCAUAAACAGUUUUUAUUCAUUCAAGUUGAUGCACAUAUAGAAAUAUUUAUAACAAACCCCUCACUCCCCACACUCCAAACAGUCCUUGGACAAAUUAAAUGCACAUUAAAAAAAUAAAAAGUGAAUAAAAAAACUA